CUUUUAACAUCUCUUAUAGAUGAAGAGGGAAAUCAAGAUGAGUCGCUGGAAUCAAAGACUUUAUCUGCAGAAGACCAGGUAAAGGACCAUUCCACAGGAACUCGGGUGGUAGCAGGUCAGAUCUUCCUUGAGUCAGGGAAACCUGACUCUCAAUCUGAGGAUGAAGAAAACUUUCACAGUCAAGAGGAAGAAAAAGAGAAUUCACUAGAAGAGUUGAACUCUCUAGAAACAUCAAACCUGUUAAAUAAGGACUUGGAAGAAGGAGAAAUACAGAGUACAGUUUUAACAGCUAUCGGAGGCACUGCAGAUGGUGAACCUUGCCACUUCCCCUUUUUGUUUCUGGAGAAAGAGUAUGCAGAGUGCACUGCAGAUGGGAGGGAAGAUGGCAGGCUUUGGUGUGCAACAACCUAUGAUUACAAGAAGGAUCAAAAGUGGGGCUUCUGUGAAACUGAAGAGCAGUCUAAUAAGAGAAGACAGAUGCAAGAGGCUGAGGAAGUUUAUCAGACUGGAAUGAAAAUCCUUAAUGAGAGCAGUAAAAAGGCUCAGAAGAAAGAGGCAUAUCAGUAUCUUCUGAAAGCAGCUGACAUGAAUCAUACCAAGGCAAUGGAGAAAGUGUCUUAUGCGUUGUUGUUUGGGGAUUACCUGAAGCAAAACAUCCAGUCAUCGAAGGAACUGUUUGAAAAACUAACAGAAGAAGGCUCUCCUAGAGGACAAAUGGCUCUUGGAUUUCUUUAUGCAUCUGGUCUAGGAGUCAAUUCUAGUCAAGCUAAGGCCCUGGUCUAUUACACUUUUGGAGCUUUAGGAGGAAAUCUGAUAGCGCAUAUGAUCUUGGGUUACCGGUAUUGGGCUGGGAUAGGAGUCCUUCAGAGUUGUGAAUCUGCUCUCACUCACUACCGACUUGUAGCUAAUCAUGUUGCUAGCGACAUUUCUUUGACUGGUGGCACAGUGGUUCAGCGAAUUCGCCUAGCGGAUGAAGUAGAAAAUCCAGGAAUGGCAAGUGGAAUGCUGGAGGAAGACUUGAUCCAAUAUUACCAGUUUUUAGCAGAGAAAGGAGAUGUACAAGCACAGGUUGGUCUUGGACAGUUGCACUUACAUGGAGGAAGAGGAGUAGAGCAAAAUCACCAGCGAGCAUUUGAGUACUUCAAUCAAGCAGCUAAUGCUGGAAACUCUCAUGCCAUGGCCUUUCUAGGAAAGAUGUACUCAGAAGGAAGUGAUAUUGUACCUCAAAGCAAUGAAACAGCUCUUCAGUAUUUCAAGAAAGCUGCUGAUAUGGGUAAUCCAGUUGGACAGAGUGGAUUAGGAAUGGCUUACCUCUAUGGAAGAGGUGUUCCGGUGAACUAUGAGCUAGCGCUGAAGUAUUUCCAGAAGGCUGCAGAACAAGGAUGGGUUGAUGGACAGCUUCAACUAGGUUCGAUGUAUUACAAUGGUAUUGGAGUCAAGAGGGACUAUAAACAAGCUUUAAAAUAUUUUAAUUUGGCCUCCCAGGGUGGCCACAUCCUGGCUUUUUAUAAUCUGGCUCAGAUGCAUGCUACUGGCACUGGAGUGAUGCGAUCCUGUCAUACUGCUGUUGAGUUGUUUAAGAAUGUAUGCGAGCGAGGCCGUUGGUCUGAAAGACUUAUGACUGCCUACAACAGCUAUAAAGAUGGUGAUUCAAAUUCUGCUGUGGUUCAAUAUCUUCUUUUGGCAGAACAAGGCUAUGAAGUUGCACAAAGCAACGCUGCUUUCAUACUUGAUCAGAAAGAAGCUAGCAUAGUAGGAGAAAAUGAAACCUAUCCUCGAGCCUUGCUUCACUGGAAUAGAGCAGCUUCUCAAGGAUAUACUGUUGCAAGAAUUAAACUUGGAGAUUACCAUUUUUAUGGUUUUGGCACCGAUGUUGAUUAUGAAACUGCAUUUAUUCACUAUCGACUGGCGUCAGAGCAGCAGCACAGUGCUCAAGCAAUGUUUAAUCUGGGUUACAUGCAUGAGAAGGGACUGGGCAUCAAGCAGGAUAUUCACCUUGCAAAACGGUUCUAUGACAUGGCUGCUGAAGCAAGCCCAGAUGCUCAGGUUCCUGUCUUCCUCGCACUUUGCAAGCUUGGAGUGAUCUAUUCCUUGCAGUAUGUACGAGAAAUCAAUAUCAGGGAAGUAUUCUCACAUAUUGACAUGGACCAGCUGCUGGGGCCUGAGUGGGAUCUUUACCUUAUGACUAUCAUCGCCUUGCUUCUGGGGACAGUUAUAGCUUACAGACAAAGGCAACAUCAGGCAAUUCCCAGACCAGCAGGACUGCGGCCAGCUGUGCCUCAACAGGAACCACCACCAGAGCAUCAACCACCACAGUAGCAACACGAGCCUCAGUGAAAGAACUGGAUUUUUCCAACAGGAACGUUUUCCAUUUUGAUUUAGGACUUUGGAUUAAUGGUCUCUCCCCCAAAAAGAGGCGCAAAGAAGUAAACAAAAAAAGUCUGAAAGCUGCUUAGAAUGAUGCCUUUUUUCAGGGAUAAGAAACUUUUGAAACUGAUUUGAAUGUUAUUUCAGUGCCAAUGGAAUAACACUAUGGCUUUUUUUCGUGGAAGCACAAGUGUGCUACUACAAAAAUAUUGCCUGCUGUAUCUAUUCCUCUUUAUUCAAAGUCCCUCUCAUCUCCUAGAGAGCAGAAGACUAAUGUUAGAAGGUUUUGUCUGCCUGGUAGCAGCUGCCCUAUUUAAAAAAGAAAAUGUUAUGGCCAAUUUAAGUCCCAGAAGCUGAAAUAUGUUCAAAGUCAAAAAAGAUUAGGGCAAUAUGUACUUAUAUUCAGAUCUACAUCCCAAGUAUUCUUACAGUUCUUAUUUUAUUUCUUAGCGUUUCUCACAUUUCGGGUUUUUAUGUUGUCUUGGAUGGUUUAACAUGGAUUAUUUAUAAAAAUCUGUAAAAACUAAGCCAGCAAACAAGUCACUCUGCCUAUGUGCUUUUGUUUUAAGUAUUUUCCUCCAUUAACCUUAGCGUAAGCAGUUGUCCGCAGUCAAUAUGUGGCCUAGGAGGUGGGUUGGGACAGAUUGGGUCUGUAAGGUUGGUAGGUUGAAGACUGUACACACAGUUCCCAGACUUCUCUUAACCUUUCUAAAACUUUAGGAGCUUGUGUGUAACUUGCAAUCCUUCUUGAAAUAAGGACAAGUUGGUAGUGUUCCUAAAUCUUUUAAUCUUACACUUAUGAAGAGGCUGAGUCUCAAUUGCGGAAAUCACUAGUGCGGACAUUGAAGAAAGCUGACUCACUGAGAAGACUUCUGCCCUUACUUUUUUGUUUGUUUUUAGAGGCUGAGUCUUGAGUUUAACAAUCCUGUAAGUGACCUGCACUGCAAGAAGGUGUUCGUGCAGUUGAAAUGGAUGUGGUAUCUCAUGCAGGCAUCUGUUUUAUGCCCAAGUACAAAGCAGCAUGGACUUAUGCCAGUAAUGCUACUCCAAAGUGUGGCUGACUAGUUUUAAAAAAAAAAAAAAACUGUACUAGAUCACAGCGGUGCUCUGGCUAUGGCCUACCUCUUGUCUUUGGCAUAUAUUAGAGGGCCAGAAUGACAUUUCUGCCUGGCUGUGCCAUCUGAGGGUCCCUUGUAACAAGAAAAUCCAAAGAGACAGGAGACUAACCAUCUGUGGCCUCUUGAUAUAUCACCAGGUCAGUGCAGAGGCAUUCCAAGGGGAGUGAAGAAAUGACCUGUGGAUUGAUGGUGUUUUAGACUGCAAAGAGAGUCUUGACUUCGUAACUGUUUUUCAUUGAACUAUAAUUUUGGGGGGGGGAGGCAGGAGGAAGAAUAGCUUUGUGGGGCAAGAAAUAGAUAUUUCUGUUCCUGUCUGUUCAAUGGUGGUUAAAUAUUUCUGUAUUAGCGUUAAACCCUCUGAAUAUCCUGUCUUAAAGCAGAAUGAAAUAGGAAUGGGGAAGUCUUACCAGUUUUCUGACAAAAUCUGUUGCAUUUAAAUGGUUACAGGCUUCCUUUCAUGCACAAGUUUUUUCCAGUGGAUUGGCAGCAAUGUAUUAAUAUGCGGUAGAAUUGGGACGUCUGUGUGGUUUUAUACUUCAUGCCUUUAUAAGGAGACCAUUGCGCAAUGUAUCUGUAGUUUGGGAACAAGGAUAAGAAAUCUGCUGUUUUGGAAAUGGAAACGUCAUGGAUGACUAGUAUUAAAAUAUAGGUAGAGCUUCUCAGUACUUCAAAGUGCUUAUGCUGGUUAUAUGCAGACAAAUCUUUCAUUUUAGUUUAGAGGGAUGCAGCAUGCAGUAGAGGAAUAUCAUAUUUCAGUUCCAGUCAUCAUUAGCAAAUGGAACAGUAUUGAACUUACAUCGUGUCUAAAGUGUACAGCGCUCUCCAGCUGCAUUUCUGAGAUAUCUGUGACUUCUGAACACUUCCUCUGAAGUAUUUUUACUUCUAUCACUUAAUAGUUCUUUUGCACUCAGCAUGAUAAAUUACUUGUAUGGAAGCUAUUUUCCAGGUAACUACCUUUGGUUCAUUGGUAUUGGUCUCUUAGGAUGUUUAACAAUUUUGUUGCAACUUAAAGUUGUUUUUCUUGUGUUUAAUCUACAAUAACUAAAUUCUAAAAGCUCUAUCCUGACUGCGUGAGAAUCUUUGAUCACUGCUGCUAUGUGAGAGUCUUACAGCUGACUUUUUCACUGAACUGUUGCAUUUUACAUCAAAGAAAUCAGCGAAAAAAAUUGAAGAUCAGCAAGUUGUUUCACUUUAAAGAACUGCUUUUUGAAGAAGCAAUAAGGAAAUCCUCCUCCUGCUCUUUCCCUUCACACCAAAUUGCUACCUACCACUUAACUUUUUCAGAUGACAUUCAUUUGAAUGAAAUGUGGUAGCAGUAGAAAGGUACUUACUAUGAGUAAUAGCAAGUUCACUCAGGGAUUAAAGAAAUGAAUACACUUUCUAAAUCUGUUGUCUAGAACAUCACUUAGGUUUUUCUGACAAUCCCUUGCUAGUCGAUUUGAAACUUGCGUUUUGAGGGAAGCAUAUGUAACUCUUACAGCAAUAUGUUUGUGUUUAUCAAACAGCUUUUUCUUAUGGGAGCUGGGUAGCAUACACAUCGUCUUAUACUUUAUAUGCAGGAGUAGUUUAGAGGGGAAGCUGUUUAAGGGAUGCCUUCCUAUGAAUGUGCAGUGUGCUUUGAAUGGUAGAACUGUAUUCUUUGUUGGUAGUAACAUAGGCCAGAGCCUGCUGUUUGGCCUACCCAAGCACGUGCUCUUCUCUCCUUGCAUGGAGCACAGAACAAGAGAGUAGUAACUGUUGUCCAUAGGAGCUCUGCAUGUAGAGAAACAGUGGAAAGAUGAAGAUUUGAGGGGAAAACAUUGUACAGCAUCUCAAAUUAUUAUUCAAACAAAACAGCUGUUCUUGCAGUUUGAAAAAAUAACAUUGAACUGUUGGUGAAAACAGGAUUCUAGUUCUUUCCUCUGGUGCAAUUUGACCCAGAGCUUAGUCUGUUAAUGCUUUUCCUUUCUUUAUAUUGUCCGUCAUAGGACAGUGUAAUGGAAGAUACGGCCUUUGAUUAUAUCCCAGUGAGACUCUUGAGACAGUUUUACUUGCUUUAUAGUUCUCUUCCGUAAGGCAUCAGCUGUUCUUUGAAUCAACUUGCAAGAAAAAAAGAAAUCCAUGAAACAGAUGUUGUUCUUCUCUUUAGGGAAGAAUAUUAAAACAUGGCUGUGAAAGGACUUCUAAGACUAUGCAUUAUCUAGUUUCCACCUAUUGUAUGCUAGGUUGGGCCUAUAAAAGGAUUAUUACAGGGGAUUACACUCACCUUUGCAAAUUACUUCCUUUUUAGAUAGGCAACAAACUGAAAUUCUAUUUUUGUUCCAGAGAAUAUUGAACUAAGAAGAUUUAGUUUGAUUUGAGAACUACUGCAAAUGCGUAUGGCAAAUAGGGACUAUUGGGGGGAACCCUUUGUUUUUAUCAGCUGCAGUUCUUAAAAGGGUGUUGUAGGAGUUUUGUAAAUUUAUUUUGUAUUUAAAAAAAUCAGUAUAAAGGCUGGUCAAAUGUAAUAUAAUUGUGUAAACAAAUUCUGUUAAUAGAAAGAUGUACAGAUUCAUUUUGUACUGUAUCUUUAAUCUUGUGAAAUAAAGUUACCACAGGUGUGGUUACCCUCAGUGUU
Molecule: messenger RNA, 6081 nt
Organism: Struthio camelus australis
Lineage: Eukaryota; Metazoa; Chordata; Aves; Struthioniformes; Struthionidae
Source: RefSeq, a predicted model, not a curated record